AUGCUCCCUCGCAAUCAUGUAAUCAAUUUAUCAACUUUACCAUCACAAAAUAUUAUUAAAACAUCAUCUGUUUAUCAUCAAUUAAUCAUCAAUAAGCAACAACAAACACGGAGAAGACCCACAAAGACUACUACAAUUACCACCAUUACGAGUACUUCGCUCAUCUCGGUGAACAUUACAAACAUUACUACUUCUUUUUCUUCUUUCAUUUCAUCGACUCAACAGCAGCAGCAGCAGCAACAACAAAUUUCAUACGAGGACUCCUAUUCGGCUAAGACAGGAAUCAAGACAGCAGCUAUUCUUGGCGGUAUGUUAGUGCUUGUUAUAUUAUAUUUAAUGUGGAAAGCUCGUGCACGUUUAUGUCGUUCAUCAUCAACUGGUAUGCGUCAUCCACGUUUAUCAGCAGCUAAAUUCGAUUUAGAUUAUUGGCUUAAACAAGUUGAUUUGCUUGAAGCAAAAGAAGCGGAACGUAAUCGUGGUGGACAAUAUCCUUAUCUUGAAUUACCUAAUAUCGAACCGAGAGAUAAUCGUGAAGCAACAGCCUCAUGGAUUGUUGAUGCUUAUCGUCAUUGGCGCCUUAUUCAAUAUCGACAACGACAACCAUACUAUCGACAAAAUACAACUCCACAAAUCGAAUCGAAUCCUAUACCUUAUCGAAGACGACGUUAUUUUCUACGACGUUUAAUUCGACGACUUUUCUCAUCGUCUCGACAAGAUUCAAAAUAUUUAAUGGAACAUUCACAAGUUUUACUUGCUGGUAUGAGACCAAGUGUAGUUAGCAAUCAUUUUAUUCCACCAGCAAUGACGCCAAAUUUACCAAUUCGACGAACUGCUUCAUGGCCUCGUCUUAAAUCGAGUCACCAUCAGACAGGUGCCCCAAUGAGUGCUCUUCAAACACAUCUUGCUAGAAAACGUCUUCUUAAACGAACAUCGAGAACUAUAUUCGAUAUGUAG
Adineta steineri is the source of this 954-nucleotide messenger RNA. NCBI's taxonomy places the organism in Eukaryota, Metazoa, Rotifera, Eurotatoria, Adinetida, Adinetidae. The record is from the annotation of a GenBank genome assembly.